AUAAGUGAGGAGAUUACGUCGGUGGAGAGCGACUGCAAUUGCCUGCCGCCGUGCAAAUUUCAUCGCUAUGAAUUCGAGAGUGAUGUGAGUCCCAUACAGGGACCCAAUUCCUCGAAUGAGGUCCGCCUGCAGGUCUACUACGAUCUGGCAAUUAGCGAAGAGCUGCUUUUGGGCGUAUACGAGACCUGGCUGGCAUUCAUAGGCAAGUAUCCAAGUAUCCAUAUUCCAUUAACGAAACGACCUACAAGAAGCCAUAUUAAAGUGUCAUUCAUCCAUAAUGGGCAGGAACCUUUGGCGGCGUAAACGGCCUAUUUAUGGGCUGCAGUUUCGUGUCGGUCUUCGAGCUAAUAUUCUUUACGUGUGUGCGCCCCACUUGCAACUGGCUGACGCGCCAGCAGAUACUCUGGCGACGACGCAGGAAACAGGCUAAAGUGGGCCUCUCUCAUUAGCGUUGGUCGGUAAUUAAGUGCGUGAGGAAUCGCGACGAGCCGUCGCGGCAACAGUCAUCGGGCAGAGGUCAAGCGGUAGAGAUGGCCUUCAAGAAGCGACGCAUCUUCGAUCUGCGGCAAGUGCAGGCUGCCCAACAGCUGGCCGCCUCCAGUCGUACUGAUCCCUCAAAGCGAUCUAAUCCUCACAGUCUAAAGCCCAUCCAUCGCUUCCGCCAGUUUGGCGAGUGGUUCAGCGAUAAUAUGCGCAACUAUUGCCAGACCACGUCGCUGCAUGGCUUCAGCUACAUCACGCGGCAGGACAUCAGCCGGAACGAGCGCCUUUUCUGGCUGAUUGUUGUCAUUCUGUCCAUCAUUACAUCGAUUGUGCUGGUCGUUGUCUCGUGGCAGUGGGCACGUCAGACGCCCACGGUCACGGUCAUCGAGAGCUCACACUUUCCCACCUGGAAUAUACCAUUCCCAGCCGUGACCAUUUGCAAUUUCAACAAGAUCUCAAAGCUAAAGGCAAUCAACUUGCUGCAGCAAAUGCAGGUUCCUGCUGGUGUCAAUCGAUCGGAGCUGCACAGUCUUUUCAAUCUCACUCUCUUGCCAGUGGACAAUAUGAUCAGCAACAGUUCGCUGCAGAUUUAUGAUAGGAUUUUAAAGCUAAACAAUAUCACACUCACAACACUGACGUCACAGCUGUCGCCGGACUGCAUUGACAUGAUCUCCAGUUGCAUCUGGAAGGGCAUCAACACGCGCUGCGACAGUCUGUUCCAGCGCAUCGAGACAAUGGAGGGACAGUGCUGCAGCUUCAACUAUUUCGGAGGUGUAACCAAUAAUUUCCCAGAGAAAAUUGCCUAUCAGGUGCCAAAGCGCCCGUAUCGCGUCACUGGCUGUGGCUAUCCCACGGGUCUGACUGUUCUACUCAGUCCCAUGGCCUCUGAUUACUACGGCACCUUCUUCAGCGGCUACGGUUUCCAGCUGCUGCUCCAUGAUGCCUACAACUUUCCGGAUGAGAACUCAGAGACUAAGGUUGUGACCUCCACGCGUGAGAGCUUCGUGCGCAUCAAUCCAGAGUCGACGUAUGCCACAAACGACAUUCGCCGCAUGGACUUGUCCCUGAGAAAUUGCCUAUUUGGCAGCGAGCGAGAGAUGCACGGACUGAAGCGUUAUUCCUUCAUCAAUUGCAUGUUCGAGUGCAGGGUUUUCAUGAUCCUCGGUCUCUGUGGCUGCAUUCCUCCCUACGUUCAUAACAACGGCAGCUUCAAGGUAUGCGAUGUGCUGGAUGCCAACUGCAUGAUACAGGGCAAGCGUCUCUUCUCGCAUGCUUUGGCGAAUCUAAAUCUUUCGCUGUCGAUUGUGCGUGAGACGAGCAGCUUCCCCUGCGGCUGUCUGCCCGAUUGCCAGUCGAAUCAUUAUGUCUCCGAGAGCACAAUGGGCAGACUGGAUGUCAGCUACUUUGCCAAUCGUCCAGGCAGCAGCAACGACACGGACAGAAUUCUGUUGCAUGUAUUCUUUAGUGAUCUGAUGAGCACCAGAUAUCGCACAGACAUCUUCCAGAACUGGCUAUCCGCCUUGGCUUCAUUUGGUGGUUUGUUGGGUCUAAUUAUGGGCUUUAGCAUUGUGACAGCCUUUGAGUUUCUUUACUUUCUGACCUUUCGACCCAUAUUCAACUACAUCAACCGUGAUUAGAGGGAGAGACACCUCCCUCACUGCACACUGCA
Drosophila guanche is the source of this 2152-nucleotide messenger RNA. RefSeq names its product sodium channel protein Nach. The transcript has 5 exons. Gene Ontology annotation, molecular function: ligand-gated sodium channel activity. NCBI's taxonomy places the organism in Eukaryota, Metazoa, Arthropoda, Insecta, Diptera, Drosophilidae. Gene Ontology annotation, biological process: sodium ion transmembrane transport. Gene Ontology annotation, cellular component: membrane. The record is from RefSeq and is a predicted model, not a curated record. The coding region runs from base 531 to 2120 and encodes 529 amino acids.